AUGAUUAUCGAAAACAUGACAGACGAUUGGUUCGAGGGCAUCCUCAAGGCAACAGUGGACAAAACCGCGACCGUGGUUUCAGUCGAAAUCAAGCCCGGGCUGGAAAUUGGCGAAAAUUACGGCAGCUCGACUUUCCGCAUAAGAAUCCAUUAUAAAACAGAGACAGAUGACGGAACCGGUGGAGAAAAAGUGCUCCACGCCUUUGCCAAAUUGCCGCCAACGGUCGAGUCUCAUCGAGCAUUCCUGGAUUCGCACGACAUUUUCGAAAGAGAAGCGAUCGUCUACAACCAGCUGUUGCCGGAAAUUUACAAGAAUAGCGUGGCGAAAAACGUUCCGAGUCCUAAAGUUUAUUUUGCGAGUGGCAAAGAAGAAACGCAAAUAAUCUUGAUGGAAGAUCUGGUCGCCCGGGACUUUGCACUGGGAAACAGGAGAACGGGAUUCGAUUUGGAGGAAACCAAAUGUGUUCUCGAAGCCUUUGCCAGCUUCCACGCCCAUUCGUUCGCACUGCGAGAACGAAGUGAUUUGUCUCUGGAAGACUUCAAGGAGCAGUUUGGCACACUGGGCACCUACGACAUGCUGACCAGUCCUUCCGUUUUGGCAUUAUUCUGCGACAGAGCCAGUGGCCAGCGAUUGUUGAAUGCCCUAAAGGCACAUCUGGGCGGCACAACGGAGGAAAAUGACGAACUCAUUCGCCGUGUCGAGGAAUACAUGAAAACAGACAUGAGAGAACGCAUCGUAAGCCUAAUGAAACCGACGAAAUUUUCGUGUUUCGUUCUCGGAGAUUGUUGGGUCAACAACAUGAUGAUCAGAUACGAGGAAAUCGACGGAGUGAAGGUACCGAGAGAAGCCUGCUUGCUUGAUUUCCAGAUCACCCGAUUUGCAAGACCGAUGAUGGAUUUGGCAUAUUUUUGGUACACAAGUACAUGCCGCGAAGUGUUCAACAAUUUUGACGCCGUUUUCGAGUUUUACUACGAAGAAUUUGUCAAGUGGCUGAAGUUACUCGGAUCACAAAUGGGACAAACGUUGACUCUGUCUGAGCUUUUAGAAGAGUUUGAAGCAGUGGAAGAAAUGGGAUUCAACAUGUCUCUAUUCGGAUUAGCGGUGCUUAUGAUCAGUCGGGAAGAUUUCGGCGAAGAUUAUGGCCAGGGAGGGUUUGCAGAGGAUUUUCCGAGGCUGGUGGAGAAUGUAUUAAAUGGCAGUAACGGUAAAAAGGUGAUUGAUCGGUUUGUGGAUCACGCGAAACGAGCCAUGAAACAAAAUAUCUUGUAAUAAAAAUGGCGGGCAUUGAAUGUUCUUGAAAUACAGUAUACUAUAUACACUGCUUACAGAAUUCAGAAAAAAAA
This is a messenger RNA of Notodromas monacha, 1343 nucleotides long. The record is from the annotation of a GenBank genome assembly. NCBI's taxonomy places the organism in Eukaryota, Metazoa, Arthropoda, Ostracoda, Podocopida, Cyprididae.